UAUUACCGUACGAAAAAUAGAAAACCAGAAGAAUUAAUAUGGGCCUGGGGUUCAAGAUGUGCCCUUGAUCACGGUGACCUUUUCUGAUGCCGGAAAAGGAUCUAUUGAGAAGCAACACCAUCAUAAGUUUCUCCAAUUCCGAAUCGCCUACUAGGAUAUUGGGUCAAGGUCCGGGUUCGGAUUCUGUUUCGUCUUCUUCGGCAGAACCAAAAGAGCAUAAACCAUCUUGUGCUUCUGCAACAGGCUUCUGGGCACCUGCUUUCUCUAUCUUCGGCACUCUUUCAGGCGAGCACUCAAAAGGGUGUCCGUGGAAGGGAAAUUGGAGCUUGAAGAAUGAUAUUUAUGCUAAUGGCUGGACAGCAAGUUUGAGGAGAGCAGUCAGCGGUAGCUCAAUGAGGAGAUAUUUGGGCUUCAACAAAACUGGGAUUCCAUCCGGGUCCAAGGGUGAUAUUUGGCUUCUGGGAAGUUGCUAUAGAGUAGCUGAGAAUAGUGAUCUGUCAAUUGAUCCGACCCAGAGCGAGGGAUAUGCUUCUUUUGUAGAAGAUUUCUCGUCUAGAAUCUUUAUCACGUAUCGUAAAGGAUUUGCUCCCAUUGGAGAGUCCAAGUAUACUAGUGAUUCAGGUUGGGGCUGCAUGAUAAGAAGCAGUCAGAUGCUUGUUGCUCAGGCAUUGCUUUUUCAUCAAUUAGGGAGGUCAUGGAGGAAGUCCUUGGACAAGCCAUUUGAGCAAAAAUAUGCUGAGAUAUUAUGCCUUUUUGGUGAUUCUGAGGACUCAGCUUACUCAAUUCACAACCUUCUUGAAGCUGGAAAGGCUUAUGGUCUUUCUCCUGGUUCAUGGGUUGGCCCAUAUGCAAUGUGCCGGACAUGGGAAAUUAUGGCACGUUGUAAGAUAGACAACAUAGGAAAUGCUGACUUGCAUUCAAGGAUGACAAUAUUUGUUGUUUCUGGGGAUGAAGAUGGAGAAAGGGGUGGAGCACCUAUGCUUUGUACUGAUGAUAUUUUAAAACACUGCUAUGAAUUUUCAAAAGGCGAUUGUGAUUGGGCACCUAUCCUUUUGUUGGUCCCUUUGGUUUUAGGACUGGACAAGGUUAACCCAAGGUAUAUUCCUUUAUUAGGGGCUAUAUUCAGUUUCCCUCAAAGCCUAGGAAUCCUGGGUGGUAGACCUGGAGCAUCGACUUACAUUAUUGGUGUUCAGGAUGAUAAAGCAUUUUAUCUCGAUCCACAUGAAGCCCAGCAGGUUGUUGAUAUUAAGACAGAUACUAUGAACGCUGAUACUUCUUCUUACCAUUGCAAUGUUGUACGUCAUUUACCUCUUGAUUCUAUUGACCCAUCAUUGGCCAUUGGGUUCUUCUGCAAAGACAAAAGCGAUUUUGAUGAUUUCUGUUCACGGUCAUCUGAGCUAGCAGAGAAAUCAAACGGUGCCCCACUGUUUACAAUAGCCAAGACCCGGCAUUCAUCGAACUUAGUUGAAUAUCAAAACACAGAGGCAGAGGGAUUAGACGCAUUUGAUGCAAUUGCUGCUGAUGAGUCAGAGAAUAGUAAACAAGACGAUUGGCAACUCCUUUGAUCUAGGUGUAGUUGGUCCCUAGGGGAUUGAAAGUUGUGUGUAUAAAAUACGUUCUAUUCAAUCAUUUUUUCCUCAUGUGGCGGCCAACAAUCCUAUAAUGGUCUUUUGAUAAACACCCUCUGUCCCUAAAAUAGUCAUGUUUGUAAUAUUGUUUGUUAGUCUUACAAACCUGACUCUUUAAAGAAUCGAGGUAAUAUUUCAUUUGUUUAGCUUCCCAUGCGUUUCUAUUACAUUUCUUAUAUGUGGGACCCGUUCGGGCUAACUUUAGUAGAG
Messenger RNA from Cuscuta europaea, 1838 nucleotides. Lineage: Eukaryota; Viridiplantae; Streptophyta; Magnoliopsida; Solanales; Convolvulaceae. The record is from the annotation of a GenBank genome assembly.